This is a messenger RNA of Danaus plexippus (monarch butterfly), 1206 nucleotides long. It is a transcript of the gene BORCS5, whose product is annotated as BLOC-1-related complex subunit 5. The coding region runs from base 167 to 946 and encodes 259 amino acids. Gene Ontology annotation, cellular component: synaptic vesicle membrane; BORC complex; cytoplasmic side of lysosomal membrane. The record is from RefSeq and is a predicted model, not a curated record. Gene Ontology annotation, biological process: lysosome localization; organelle transport along microtubule; positive regulation of anterograde synaptic vesicle transport. NCBI's taxonomy places the organism in Eukaryota, Metazoa, Arthropoda, Insecta, Lepidoptera, Nymphalidae. The transcript has 8 exons.
AGUCAAUCAGACUAUCCUUUUGUCAUUAACGAAAUAUUGUGAAUUUAAUUUUCUAUUGGUUCAUAAACUAUUAAGAGAACAAAAUAAUAAAAAAGUCAUUAUUAUACAAAAGCAAUAGUGUAGGUGUUUGGAGAAACUGUGAUAGUAUAAGAUUUCAAAAUGAGCGAUGGGUUCUGAGCAAUCCUUGCCUCCCAAGAAACAGUCCCAGAGACCACCGGUCAGGCGUGGACACACCAUAGCUACAUCAAAUCUUCCCGAUGGCAGAAGACAGGAUUCUACAAGUGGUAAUAAUUCCCCCGGAGCCAGCAUGUGUUCGGAUUCCGAACUGCCGUACAUAUCAUACACGGUUGAUCGACCUAUCGGUGAUUCACCGAAAACUAAUAAGAGUCAGAGAACUCAAGACAAGAAAUCCUUGUUACAACGGAGGCAACUGAGUUUGCAAGCAAGGAAAAACAAACGGACAAGGGAAAUCGUUGUUGUUAAGCCAGCGACGGACACACAGCUGGACGAGGACAUUAGAAGGUUACAGGAAAUCCCAACGUUCCUGCCAAUAAUGCGAGGAACGUUAGGCCUACCGGGGGCUAAGGAUCCGGAGGUCUUGGAAGGUUUAGACUCCCGUCCCUGGAUAAGGAUGUCGUCAAGAGUCCAAGCCCACCUCGCAGCUUGCGCACAGCCUCUGGCCGCUGAUGAGAUAAAUCUCGCUAGUAAGAUCAAAGAGGCGGAUACGGAAAUAACACGCUUGUAUACAGCGGCUGUUGAGAAACAGAGAAGUAACGCUAGACACGCGGAGAGGCUGUCCCGUGUCAGGGAACUACAUCAUCAGCUCUCGCGUUGUAACUCACUGUUGAACCAGACUCUUCAGGACAUAGAGGAAUUAAACCAAUUGUUACCAGAAGAUAAGAGACUACAGCCGUUCGUGUGGAACGAGAACAAAACGAGCUCGUGAUGGAAAUGACAUACACAGAAAAACAAUUGAUCUCAAUAUGAAUGUAACUUCAUGAACGUUGUGUUAGCAAAAUAUUAUGUCGUCAAUGAAUUAUGAUAAAAACUUAUAUAAAAAAUGUCGCUUUUUUAUUAUAGUAUUAGAAAAAGCAGAUCUAUGAAGUAUUUAGGUAACUAUUUAGGUAGAGAAGCUCGGACGGUGACGUUGUAAAUUUGUUCGCGGUUGAAGUGGCAGCGAGAGGUAUGACGGCUAAAUAUCUACAA